Drosophila serrata is the source of this 2254-nucleotide messenger RNA. RefSeq names its product endoplasmic reticulum oxidoreductin-1-like protein (gene Ero1L). Gene Ontology annotation, biological process: protein folding in endoplasmic reticulum. The record is from RefSeq and is a predicted model, not a curated record. Gene Ontology annotation, cellular component: endoplasmic reticulum; endoplasmic reticulum membrane. Lineage: Eukaryota; Metazoa; Arthropoda; Insecta; Diptera; Drosophilidae. Gene Ontology annotation, molecular function: thiol oxidase activity; FAD binding; protein-disulfide reductase activity.
GUAUUUUUUAGUGCGUUUAGCAAUCCCUCGUGUGCGGUCACACCAAUGCCAAGGUACGUGUCCAAAAUCAUGAAUCGAAAGUAAAACAAUACAAUGCUGCUGCUUCAGAACGCAAAUACUCGCUAAACUCGUGAAAUCGGCAAGUGCGAAUCACAGGUACAAGUCCACAACAUUCGCCAGUUCAGAUGCACUGCGUCGGCGAACGGCGAAGCAAGUGAAUCGAGCACCGCUCGCAACAUCAAAACAUCAAGCACCAGCAAAACAACAAUAACAUCCACAUCGGAGAGGGCCGACAACAGCCUCAGGCAACUGAAUAGCAUCACAUUCGAAGAAAGGCAACAAAAUGACAGGAAGCUCAGUGCAGAGGAAUCUGUGGGCCUUCGGCCUGGUGGCUAUCAUCUUGCUGCUCUACAGGACGGACUCCACGGGCGGUUACUUUGCGGCCCUCGACGAGGCGGAGACCAGCAAGAAUUGCUUCUGUGAGUUGGAGGGAUCUAUAAACGACUGCAGCUGCGAUGUGGACACUGUAGAUCACUUUAACAACAUGAAGAUUUAUCCCCGGCUACAGAGUCUGCUCGUAAAGAACUUCUUUCGCUUCUACAAGGUGAACCUGAAGCAGGACUGCCCCUUCUGGCCGGACGACAGUCGAUGUGCAAUCCGUUUCUGUCAGGUGGAGAACUGUGAGGAGCAGGCCAUACCGCAGGGCAUUAAGGAAAAAGGCGAGCAAAAGGAAAAGUCCGCUGCUUUUAAGUACACCCGAGAGGCGCAGCGGGAGGGCGGAGCCUGUUCGGAGGUGGAAGACUUUGACAGUGCCUUGGGCUUCCUGGACACGAGCAUCAGUGACCAGGCUCACCGAGAGUUCGAGCUAUGGGCAAAGCACGACGAGGCGGAGGAGGACUUUUGCAUUGUGGACGAUCAUGAAGAGGGCAGCCAGUAUGUGGAUCUGCUUCUAAAUCCAGAAAGGUAUACCGGCUAUAGGGGAGAGUCGGCGCACCGCAUCUGGAAGAGCAUCUAUCUGGAGAACUGCUUCGGUGGCAACAACGAGACCGCAAACAAGUUCUCUAGCUACGUACCCCACUUGGACCUGCGGGACGUGUGCUUGGAGCAGCGAGCCUUCUACCGCAUCAUCUCUGGGCUUCACUCCAGCAUCAACAUUCAUCUGUGCUCCAAGUAUCUGCUGUCCGAGACGAAGGACUUUCUUGAUCCACAGGGCAUCUGGGGCCCCAAUGCCAAGGAGUUUAAGCGGCGAUUCAGUCCUGAGACAACGGGAGGCGAGGGUCCGCACUGGCUGCGCAAUCUCUACUUCAUUUACCUGGUGGAGCUACGCGCCUUGGCCAAGGCUGCACCCUAUCUGCGACGCGAAGAUUACUACACGGGAAUAGCCGAGGAGGAUGACGAAGUGAAGAUGGCCAUUAACGAUCUGCUGGCUGUUGUCGAAAACUUCCAAUCCCACUUCGAUGAGAAUGCUCUCUUUAGCAGCGGCAUAGCCUCCAUUAAGUUCAAGCACGACUACAAGGAAAAGUUCCGGAAUAUAUCGCGAAUCAUGAGUUGCGUGGGCUGCGACAAGUGCAAGUUGUGGGGGAAGCUGCAAACCCAGGGUCUGGGUACUGCUCUAAAGAUCUUGUACUCAGAGAAGCUCAACCUGGCCACAGAGAGCGGCCUGUGGGAUAGGCCGCACAUUGAGGCGGAUCCCAUUUUCAGACUGUCGCGUACGGAAAUUGUAGCGCUCUUUAAUGCCUUCGGAAGAUUAUCCAACAGUAUAUACGAGAUGGAGAACUUCCGGCGCGUGCUGAGGUAACCCCACCAGUCUGGAAGCUUCACAGAAGCAGGUUAGUGACGCGGCUCAACCUACUAGUUAAUUCAAACGCACAUCGCUGGGGGCUGCAAACGAAUGGUGCAUCUUCCUGAUGGCGGUUGUCCCUCCCUCCUCAAUUGAUCGCAACAGACUUGACCGGCCAGAGGCUAGCAACCCCGCGAUAGCUUCCCUGUACAUACGUGCAAACUAUUACCCCUAGGCUACUUGUACUUUAGCACACCGAACCACCAACCAAAACCAAAAGCAGGAAGAAAGUAUGAUAACCCAGGAAGGAUGCAGGUGUUUAUUGUAAGUUAGGAUAGUAUUUAUUGUAGCUGGAGGAGCUUUGUAAGAGCAGACUUUGAUAAAAAAAGUGAACGCAUUGUGCAAUAACUCGACCUCACGACACAAAUUAUAGAAAAAAUAAACGUGCAGUUAGAUGUUUCAUAAAAAAACAUA